Molecule: messenger RNA, 4190 nt
Organism: Tribolium madens (black flour beetle)
Lineage: Eukaryota; Metazoa; Arthropoda; Insecta; Coleoptera; Tenebrionidae
Product: polyhomeotic-proximal chromatin protein-like
Exons: 15
Coding region: 148-3648 (1166 amino acids)
Cellular component (GO): nucleus
Molecular function (GO): zinc ion binding; protein binding
Source: RefSeq, a predicted model, not a curated record
AGUCGCGUGUUCGGUGUGGCCAAGUGUGGAACUUGAAGAAGUGUUUGCCGUUUCUAGUUACCGUUGAGGUUUUCCCCCGUCCGAUUUCCCAUUUCUAUGCCUACGUGAUAGUGCUUUUCCUUUGGUUUCUUACGAAUUUCGCGUGAUAUGGAACGGAGAGGUUUUGGUUUUUUUACGAAAAGGUCUCAACAUUACGACAAUCUGCAACAGGCUGACAGUCAACAGCAUCAAAAGCAGCCACUCAAAGACACAACAAACACAAGUCCAUCAACAAAACAACAAAAAUUUAACAACAACGAAGACGAACAACCGAGCAAUCAAGAACCGGAAUCAACCCAACGCGACCCUUCUGAAAGUAACAAUAAUCAGCAAGCGAGUCGAUCCCUUCAAUGCUUAGAGACUUUAGCUCAAAAAGCAGGAAUUCACGACAUAACAGCCGACGAUUGUAAAUAUGACAUCGCUAACACACUCCUAAAUUUAGAUCGCGGCCACGAGAAUUUAAGACAAGAAGCGAAUAAUCAAUCAAACAUGAGCGAGAUUAAAAGCCAGCAACAGCAAAUCGCUGAUGCCAACGCUCAGGCUCAGGCUCAGGCUCAAGCUCAGGCUCAGGCCCAAGCACAGGCUCAGGCCCAAGCCCAAGCCCAGGCUCAGGUCGUCCAACAGCAACAGCAACAAAUGCAACAAGUGGCUAUGCAGCAGCAACAACAACAGCAGCAGCAGCAGCAGCAGCAGCAGCAACAACAACAACAACAGCAGGAACAGCAAGCCCUCGCUCCUGCACAAAGUCCCCAUAUGCAGCAGGUCGCUGUGACUUCGAUGGGCCCCCCUCAGCACACCGUCUCGAUGCACCAACAAGUGGCCCAACAGGGUCAGGUGAUUCAGACACAAAACGGUCAAGUUCUGGCAACGGCCCAAACGGGAAGUGCAACUUUAACCACGAUGUCCCCAUUGCAACAGAGCCAAGCCCAUCCUCAACAGAUCAGCGCCGACUGGAGCCACGGCCGCGUCCAAGUCAUCCAAAAUCCCACUUAUUUGCAACAAGUUUACAAUACGCAAGGACAACUUCUGAUGCCCAGCAAUAUCGCCUUGCAUCCCGGUAUUAACCCACAGCAAAUACAAGUGAUUACGAAGCCUUUUCAAGGAAACCAACUGACUCCUCAUAUGUUGACGACGGCGCAAGGAAAACACGUACUUCAGGGUAGUCAAGCAGCUACUUUUCCGGGGUAUACGACCAUUCCGACCAUUCCGACGACGCAAAAUCAACAAACUCUGGUUUUGAGUCAAUUAGGAGUGAUCAGCUCGCAACCGAAUAUCUUGCCCAACCAUUCGGCUACAGGCAAUGGCCAGGUGGCGCAGCAGAAACAGCAGGAUAUGCAUAAGGUAAUGGCCGGACAAAAGGUAAUGCAAAAAGUGGCGAGUAGUACGGGUGCUGUAGCUCAAACACAACAAGGACAAUGCGUACAAGUAUCUCAAGCAAUGCUCGGCUCUCAGCCGACAGCCCAAAUUAUCAGUCCGUUACAACCGGGAGGCCAGCCCAUGCAAUUCGCCGCUCCUUGGCAGUUCACAAAUGGUCUCCAGCAGGUUUGGACAACAAACGGGAUCCAAUCCCAGGCUUUGUUGGCCGCUCCCAAUCCAAUUUUCAUCAGGGGAACUCCUCCCGAUGGAUCUCCAGCCCAGGGAAUGUUUAUCCAGCAAAGCCCUCAAGCUACGACGAUUCAAGCCCAACAAAAUCCUGCGAUAGCAACCCAAGGAAAUGUGCAACAGAUCAAUAAACCUAGACCAGCGAAUGAAAAUAUUCAACCGAAGCAACCCACAAGUAGGACGUUAAAUAUAUUGCCGUCGAACACAACAAAUAUUAGACCGGCGAGUUCAGCAGUCUCCACCCAGACCAUCGCAGCGCAAACUCCCGCUUCCAUGGGUGGAAAACUUGGGACGAAAAUACGAACGAAAGCACCGCAAAUCCGGACUUCGCCGGCUCCCAAAGCGGAUGCCUCGAACCAAACCCAAAUUAAACCAUACGCAAACAUCCAACAGCACCACUUGGUCGGCAACAAAAUGGUCGUGAUGAAUACUUCGACCGGUAUGACGCCAGUAACGCCGGGAUCUCCAAUGUCGGUCGAUAAAAAUCAACAAAUGGCCAAUCAGAAUAAAAAUCAAGUACAACAAGGACAACAGCAGCAACAACAGAAUCAGCAACAAGCCGUACUUAUGCAACAACAGGCUAUUCAACAGCACGCCAUACAGCAACAACUGCAGUUCCAACAAGGGCAGCCUCAGCAUAUACAACCCAAGCCCAUGAUGAUGCAAACAAUCCAGGGUAUUCCCCAGCAACAGUUGCAAAUGGCGGGCGAAAGACCCAUAAUGCCUGUCGUUUCAAUGUCACAAGCUGGAGCCCAGCAAGUGCAACAAGCCAUCCAGCAAACCAUCCCUGGAACAUUACAACAAAGUCUCCCGCUUCAAUCCAACCUGGCGGUCACCCAUCAACCCAUGCCCAUGGGCAUGCUACAUUCACAACUUACUCAAAUGGCACCUGCAGGAACAAUCAUUGGCCAAAUUCAGACAUCUACGCAACCUACAACGAUGCAAGUCACUCCAAGUCCGUCGCAAGUUCAACAAAUACAACCAGGCGCACCACAAACAAUCACUAUUUCAACACCACAACAAGUCCCCUUGCCCCCGACGGUGCCCCCAGUUAAAAUCGAACAAGGCGAAGCGGCCACAGCUGAUAGUGCGACGCAGGGAACGGCUACGAUGAUUGCGGAACCGAACAAAGACGCACCGGGAGAGGUGGCCUUACCCCAUUCCGAGAACAAAGACACAAAUCCGUCCAGUGACAACAAACCGCAGUUAAGUACCACCGAAACAACGGGUGUUCAACCGGUACCAAUCCCAGGGACAGUCCCCACGCAGCCCUCCAAUAUUCCAGUGUCCGAAAACGGCCUUCCCAUCGCCACAACGGCUGAAGAAGUGAAAGAGCGGUGCCCCCCUAAAGCUAUGGUGAAACCACAAGUCCUGACUCAUGUCAUUGAAGAUUUUGUUAUUCAAGAAUCGUCUGAACCUUUCCCGGUGACCAGAAGCGCCCUCUUGGGCGACGUGAAACCCAUUCACUCGUCCAACGACAAGGAAGAUGAACCUCCUCGUAAGAAACGAGCUUCAUCUCCGUCGAGUAAUGGAAUUGGGAUGUCGCCCAAAGGUGAAAUGGCUAAAUGCGAAGCUUGUGGUACUGUCGACUUACGCGCCAAAUUUAAGAAGAAUAAGAGGUUUUGUUCCCUGGCUUGUGCUAAAAGUGUAAAAUACAAGACCGAUGAUAAGAAAAAUUGGGACAAAGACGGGAUGGAAGUGGACGUGGAUUCCGGUACUUCUGGUGCUGAGAGUAGUUUGAGUCCUAAUGAAGAGAAUGACAAUACACCAAAAGUCGAUCCAUUGAAGUGGAGUGUUCAAGAUGUGUGUGAUUUCAUUAAGAAUCUGCCAGGGUGUUCUGACUACGCAGAAGACUUCUUGAUUCAAGAAAUCGACGGUCAAGCUUUAAUGUUGUUGAAAGAGGAUCAUUUGAUGACCGCAAUGGCGAUGAAAUUAGGCCCGGCUUUGAAAAUCGUGGCGAAAAUAGACGAUAUGCGAAUCGACAAAGAGCCGCCUAAACAGAAUUAAAUUAUUCUAAUUAGCUAAUUAUACGUUAUUUAAGAGUAUUUAUACAAUUUGUUUAAGACUGUCGAGUGAUCUGAUAUUUUAUAGUGUAUGUAUGAGAGAAUUUCUACGACUGUGUGUGUGUGUGUGUGUGAAUGCGAUUAGUAUUAAUAUUGACUGCAAUUCCAUUAUUAACAGUUUCAAGCCGUUAUGACACAAAAUCUAUUUCGUUUUGAUUCCACUGAUAAUUACUAGGUUUAAAAUAGAAUAUUAUUUAAUUUUUGGUAUGUAUUAAUACCAGUGUACAUAGUGUGUAUACAAUGUUUGCGUUCAAAACAAUUUAUUAUUUGUAUAUAUUUAUAAAUAAUGUCUUUUCGUAAGUCCUUAUAAUAGCAAAUAUCUAAAUGAAAUUCAAAAUUUCUGUUUAUAAAAUUUAUGUAAAUAAAUUUUCUGUGCAAUCUUCAGUUUAAAAGAAUUGAAUGUUAGUUUACAAAUUGAUAUUUGUUACUAUUACUGCCACUUAUGAUAAUAAACAUUUGUAAUUUGUAAAAUGAGUUUCAUUUCCG